AUGAUGUUCUCCCGACCGAUUCCGGCCACGGCGCCCAAUCUCAUUGAGACUAGCCAACUGCGCAGGAGAUAUUAUAGUGCACAAGUGUACGCGCAGACACAACGUGCACUCUCUAUUCCUGUCACUCUCAUACUCCGGUGGGACGACUGCUCGACACGACCAGUGAGAGUUAAGGCGCAGGACCGACGGCUUUACGUGCUCUCCGAGGCACGGGGG
Brenthis ino (lesser marbled fritillary) is the source of this 216-nucleotide messenger RNA. NCBI's taxonomy places the organism in Eukaryota, Metazoa, Arthropoda, Insecta, Lepidoptera, Nymphalidae. The record is from the annotation of a GenBank genome assembly.